Oncorhynchus gorbuscha (pink salmon) is the source of this 3216-nucleotide messenger RNA. RefSeq names its product TNF receptor-associated factor 5-like. The transcript has 11 exons. Gene Ontology annotation, cellular component: plasma membrane signaling receptor complex. The record is from RefSeq and is a predicted model, not a curated record. Gene Ontology annotation, molecular function: zinc ion binding; thioesterase binding; tumor necrosis factor receptor binding. Gene Ontology annotation, biological process: regulation of apoptotic process; positive regulation of canonical NF-kappaB signal transduction; positive regulation of JNK cascade. NCBI's taxonomy places the organism in Eukaryota, Metazoa, Chordata, Actinopteri, Salmoniformes, Salmonidae. Bases 172 to 1890 code for a protein of 572 amino acids.
GCUACACACUCCGUACUGUGCAGACGUUUUUGCCAUAUGAAUGUGGAUGUAAAUUACAAAAGUAAACCAAGAACAUCGUCGCACAUUCCGUUUUUAAAGACACGAUGUACAUUUGCAUAGGUCUACAAACUGUCCAACAUCUACCGCACACCUGUCAGCCUACAGAUUGCCAUGGCAACAAAGGAGAGUGACCCGAGUGGAUCCGGAGGACUCUCCAGGCAGAAUUCGGGAGUGGCAGGACCGUGGGAAUUGGACUUGACUGCAGUGCAGCACAGUUUGAAGUUUGUGAAGAAGCUGGAAGAGCACUAUGUUUGUCCCACCUGUAAAGGAGUAGUUCUCAACCCACACCAAACUGGCUGCGGACACAUCUUCUGCUACCGCUGCAUCCAAGGGCUCCUGGAAAACUCCCCAGCCACCACCCCUGCCUGUCCUUUGGACAGAGGUUUGAUCAAAUCUGAUGAGGUUUUCCAAGACAAUUGCUGCAAAAGGGAGAUCUCAAAUUUAGAAGUUUACUGCACAAACUCCCCCAACUGCUCCCACAGAAUGACAUUAUGUCGGUUGCAGGAGCAUCUACAGGCAUGUCAGUUUGAGUCAUUGCAGUGUUACAAUGCAGGCUGCAGUGAGACCAUGCAACGUAAGGACCUGCAGGAGCACCUCAGAAUCAGCUGCUCCUACCGUAUGGAGCCCUGUCACUACUGCAAGCAUCCUUACACAUGCUGCCAGCUCGAGGAUCAUGAGAGGCAUUCAUGCCCAGAGGUUGAAAUCAAGUGCCCCAACAAAUGCUCCCAGAUGAUUAAAAGAUGCAUGCUUGAAGACCAUGCUGACCAGUGUCCUGAGGUGCAGACGGACUGUGUUUUUAAGAAAUAUGGCUGCUUUGUCCGGGAGAGGAGAGCCCAAGUUCAAGUUCAUGAGGAAACUGCUCUCAAUGACCAUAUCCUCCUGGUUCUGGGGAGCAACACCAAGCUGGAGACACAGAUGGCAAUCCUCCAGCAGGAGGUGCUGCUGAGGCACAAGGAGCUCCAGGAGAGGAGCCGCCAGGUCAGCGGUCUGGAGAAGAAGGUCCACCCACUGGCCCAGCAGGUCAGCCGAUGUGACAACACCCUGUCUGCAGUACAGAGGUCUCUGGAGGAGCAGCGGGAUCACAUCUCCAGCGUCCAGCUCCAGCUCGAGGAGCUAUCCAGCGUGUUUGGCCCUGGUGUGGCCCGGGAGGAACUGGGCCAAAUCAGAAAAUCCCUGGACGCCCUCAGACAGCAGGUGUCCGUCACGGAGGGGCUCAAAGAUCACCUGGGGGAGUUGAAGGAGACCUACAUGCGCCACUCACGCCUCCUCAGCAUCCAUACGGCGCAGCUGGAGUGCAACGAGGAGCACUUCAGAGAGCUCGAGUCCACCUCGUACGACGGCAAGCUCAUCUGGAAGCUCCGCGACUACCGCAAGAGAAAGGAGGCCGGGUCUCAAGGCCAGGGACCGUGCCUGAGCAGCGCGCCCUUCCACACGGGCCGCAGUGGCUACAAAAUGGCCGCCAGGGCCUACCUGAACGGCGACGGGGCCGGCCGGGACACCCACCUGUCUCUCUACGUGGUCCUCAUGAGGGGCGACUUCGACCCCCUCCUGCCCUGGCCCUUCAGACAGCCUGUGUCAUUGUCAGUGCUGGACCAGAGCGGCACCAACAACCACCUGACUAUGAGUUUCAAACCCGACCCAGAAAACACCAGCUUCCACCGGCCCGGCUCGGCCGCUGCAACUGCCAACGCCCCCACCAAUGUGGCUUCUGGUUUCCAGUGCUUUGCCUCGCAUGCCCAGCUGGAGACACCCAAGAACGCCAUAUACGUGAGAGACGAUACGCUCUUUGUUAAGGUCAAAGUAGACACGAGCGGUUUGGAGGACUUGUAGAGGGGCCUUAAAGAACUGGUUUGAGAUCAUUUCAAAAACAGUUAGCUAAUGCUUCAAAGCACAGUGCAGGCCAAUGCUUCAGCUGUACUCCAAAUUUAGCAAACAGAAAGUGUCAGCAAAUCCAUGCAUUUUUCCCCCACAUAUUGCAGUGAAGUAUUUACAUUUUUUUAUUGCUUUAGCCUUGUCUGCAGACUGCUUGUAUAUGUUCACUGAGGAUUCAAGUGUUAAUGCUCCCCACAUAUAUUGUAUUUUGUGGUAAAGUCCUACAAUCAGAGAGCAUGCAAUCUAUUAAUUGUCAAUUGAUGACAUCUCAGGGAUUAAUGGACAGCUGUUAAAAAGUAGUUGAUGUAAUUGUAAUAACUUUACUGAAUAAGCCAAUGUACGUUGAAGGUUUAUAUACAUUAUUUAGAAAUGUAAACGUUAUAAAAGUAAGAAUGCUUAUUCAUUAAAGUUAUUAUAAGGUGUUAUCAUUGAGUGAAUUGUUACAUGUGUUUUUUCUUAAAUUUUGUGGUACAUGCAUAACAAUCAUCCAUGCGUUUUGUUUAUAAAUGAUUGUUUUUGUUUAAAGUAAUUAGGGAAACCAAACGUGCUUGUUCAAGUAGUGAUGAGUAGAGUUGAAGUGACAUUAUUUUUAAUGCUAUAAAGUAAACAAAAGUAAUGUAGGUUCUAUGUCAUUGUGUUACCACCUUGAAAAUAAGACCUAUAAGGACCUUGAAUUCCCUCCAAUGGCAAACUUAUUGGGGGAAGGGUCUAUAUUAAAGAAAAUUAUUAGCUAAUCACACCCUUUUUAGUAUUUUUUUUUUACAAUUUGAGGAUCGGGUGUCUAAAGAGUGUAGUUUGUUUUUUCUUAAAUGUCAUGCCCAGAUGCCAAUUCAACAACUGUGAUAGAAAAAUGACAUUUACCUGAUCUGUUUGAUAUUAAUAUACUUAACUAAUAGUGUGACAUUUAUGUUCUAUUACAUGUCUGUGUGAAUUGAGAGGAGCCUAAAAACCUACAGCUGGCAUUUCAUAGAUAAAUGUGGUGGGUGUAACCAGGAGAGAGAGCCUGGAGGAAUAAAACAAAACCCUUAUUGUAUCUAGUCCUUCUUGCAUCUGGGAAACAACACCAGAGGCAGAUGACCACAGGAUAAACCCAAAGUGGCUUAUGGUGCCCCCAAUCUGCAUGGGAGGGGUGGAUCCAGCCAUGACUUAGUAUCAGUUACAUAAAAACGCUGCAUUAUCUGUAAAAGUUAGGCUACUAGGCCCAACAGUCGAGUGUGUUGGGUUGACUAGUCUCAUUAUUGCAACAAUUAAUGAAUAUUAAAUGAAGAUGAUUGUUUGAACAAA